AUGCCUUUACAGUCGCGCGAGGUCACUACAGGUGGCUUGGAUGACUACUCUUUGGCCGACCUCUGCAGCACGGGACAAGAAAGAUCUGCUGGUGAAGAAUCUCCUGGCGAAGAGCCUGAAGUCAUCCCCCAUAUCCUCAGUAUCCCGAUCGACGUCCGCCUCGAGAUCUUUCGGUAUGUCGCACUCUUCGACACAAAUCGCAGUUUGCGGACCGAAUAUCCACCCACUAGCAACGACACCGCCCAACUAUUCGAUAUGCAACCGCAUCGCCUCUUUGAAGCAUCUGUGUUCCAGCCCAGAGGCAGACAGGAAAUCAACGGCUCUCUGCCCGUUCGAAGCAGCUAUCAGAUCGACACUUCAGUCUUAAUAACAUGCAAGACAUUCUACGAGGAAGCGUCGCACAUUCUAUAUAAAGAGAACAGAGUUGUUGGCAUUAGAUCGGGAAUUCCAGGAUUGGGCGCCAAAUUGAGGAACUACGGCCUACAUGUCUGGGGACCACUACCGCCUUCACGCCUGGUCGGACACUGCGAUAAAUCUGAAUCUCGACGAGACGGAGAGACUGCAGAGCUAAAAUUCAACCCCGUCGUUCUGUUCACAGCUAAGAGCGUCAGACCCGACACCCCAGUCUACCUAUGCAACUACAGUGACGCAGCAGAUUUUGUGCACGCACUGUGGCUUCUCGUCGAAUGUCCUUUCUCACGUGGCAUGCAGUUCUCUUUGAGUAUGGCAGUCAAUCCGGGGAUCUUCACCAACAGAGUUGAUGGAUUACUGAGAAAUGUCGUGCUGCCAUGGCUCCAUACAAAUAUAAACUGUGUGCACUACCAUUUUGCAGGACCGACUCUGGAAUCUGAUGCGGACACAGACGACAAAGACAGGAUCAACCGACGCUUGCAAGCCCUCAAAGAUGAGUAUCGCAGACACAAUGUUAGUGGGCGACCCGCACCGAAUGUCUACGUCUACCAUGCCAUCUGCAACUCCCUGGAACAGGUCAUGUCACAAGCCGAACAGUGUCUCGCCCAAUGCAAUUUCCUGCAAGCAGAACUAUUGUACGAACGUGUGCACUAUGAAGCAUGCGGCUACGUCCGAAGCAGAGCCUAUCGACUGGUGGAAGUUUCGCAGAGAAGCGGGUUCGGUAUCAACCACAUUUACAAGCUCAUUGCGUUCAGCGCGUUUCGACUUUGUGAGCUGCGCAGCGGGGCCUUGACACAGUCGGUCUCCCGACGGCUCAAAGGGUUGACUAUGGCGCUUGAGGCUGUGAAUAUCGACGACACUGGCAGUCAGCACAACGACAGUACUGGCACUGGCAAGAAACAGGAGGAGUCCCGCCCAUCGAUCGCACAAGGCGAAAAGUGUGCCGACAGCAAACCCUAUGAGGAGAAAACACAACAAGCUGCAGAAGCAUGCACCCAAGCCGGUGAAAGCUCCAAAUCCACCGUUUCCACUUCGGCAUCCCGUCACGCUCAACAAACUAUGGCCACCACCCGUCUCGACCCAGCUCUUGCAAAAGAACUCGCUCUUAACCACGGUAUCCUGGCCCUCCAAAUGCCAUGCGUCGCGCCCGUGAUCGAAUGGACCACCCGUCUAACCGCCAUCCUGCUACGCUUGUGUGCCGAACGCGGCGACUGGAGACAUGCUCGAACAUGCAUUCUUCACAUGUUCCAACAUGUCGCGCUGCUGUUCAAGCAGGCCGAGGACAACGAGCACAGACUGAGAUCGGGUGCCACUGCCAAUCCUAGUCUCGACAGGAAAUUGAAAGCUCUGUAUUCUCUCAAUGUCGACUUGGCCUUGGCUGUCGUGGCCGACUGGAGUGAACAGAGGGUUCUCUUGGAGGUUGCUGACAGAGCUCGAAAGGCUAUUGUUGUAUUGUGGGGGACUCGGCUGAAGUAUGCUCAGGGACUAGGGGUUAAUGGUCUAAUUUGGAAUUUCGAUGAGAUGGGGGAUGAGGAUGAGGAUGACUAG
Molecule: messenger RNA, 1959 nt
Organism: Exophiala dermatitidis NIH/UT8656
Lineage: Eukaryota; Fungi; Ascomycota; Eurotiomycetes; Chaetothyriales; Herpotrichiellaceae
Exons: 1
Coding region: 1-1959 (652 amino acids)
Source: RefSeq, a predicted model, not a curated record